AUGGAACCAUUUGAAACACCGUGUGAGUCCUUGAUUGGCGAUUGGACUGGGCCCGGUUACGACAGAUCUCUCGAUCAUAACCAUCUUCCAAUUGAUGUUGAUGGACAAAGUGGACGAGAUGACCGAGAUCAAACGGGAAAUGAAGCAGAUCUAGAACCAGGAAGACAACUAGAGCCCGCAGAAGAGGGCAAAGAAGCGUCGCAGUUGCACCAAAAACACUUCAUCUUGCUAGCCGACGAGCCUCAGACUUCAGGGUUUCGAUUGUUGCGUCACUUCAGUAUUCUCGGUUUGUUAAGUUUUUCUUCCAUAUGGGGAGUGCUAGCAAGGGAAGGAUUAAUUGCACUGAAUACGUACGAUGGUAUGAGUGUGAGCGCUACCAUUUGGCCGCAAGCUGUUGGUUGUCUCAUUAUCGGAUAUGUUGUGGCAAACAGGGUUCUGUUGGAGCGUUGGUAUCCUCCCAUCUAUAUUGCAUUGGGAACAGGCUUUUGCGGUAGUCUGACCACGUUUUCCACAUUCAUCCUUCAAGUUUUUCAGGCAUACAGCAAUCAGAUACAUUUUAAACGACAUGGUCUUCAAAAUGUCAUGGAUGCCCUAUCGCAGACCGCUUUAACAUUCGGCAUGUCACUUACUGCACUUGCUUUGGGGGGCGCCCUGAAAGAAGUUUUUCCACUUCAGUAUCUUCUUCAUCACUUUGAACGAUUGACUGUACACAAAAGCAUCUUGCGUCACCAAGAUCGUCGUUUGACGGCGGAAGAAAUGGGAAAAGUGAUUGAUGUAGAUACGAGGCUUCCAUACACAACCACUGCAGAUGCAUUCAAUGCAUCGAUUGGAUUCUUUUUUUGGAUUGCGACUGCAGUACUUUGUGGCAUGUAUCCACCAUUCCGUCAUGUCACGUACGCAGUGGUUAUGGGGCCGCCUGGUACAUUUCUACGUUGGUACCUUUCCAGGCUGAACUCCUCAAAAUGGAGCAGGACAUUCCCGCAUUGGCCUGUAGGAACGCUGACUGCAAAUCUACUUGCAACACUUAUAUUAUGCUUUGCUUUCAUCGGUCAAAAUUUCGGUCGCAAUGAUCAUCUGAAUGCACGGGGCUGGCACCCAUCGUCUGAAGCUUGCAAUGCUUUGCAUGGAGUACAAGAAGGCUUUUGUGGAUGUCUGUCCACCAUCAGCACGUUUGCGGUCGAGCUGAGUAACAUCAGACCGAGAAAAUACGCGUUGGGUUAUGCCGCAGGUUCGUACAUUCUUGGAAUUGUCGUGUGUGUGAUUGUGAUUGGUAUACCUUGGUGGACUAUUGGAAUGGAAGGCAGUUGUUCCGCAAGGUAUACAUGA
Messenger RNA from Meira miltonrushii, 1326 nucleotides. RefSeq lists its product as uncharacterized. Lineage: Eukaryota; Fungi; Basidiomycota; Exobasidiomycetes; Exobasidiales; Brachybasidiaceae. Gene Ontology annotation, molecular function: fluoride transmembrane transporter activity. The coding region runs from base 1 to 1326 and encodes 441 amino acids. Gene Ontology annotation, cellular component: membrane. Gene Ontology annotation, biological process: fluoride transmembrane transport. The record is from RefSeq and is a predicted model, not a curated record. The transcript has a single exon.